Molecule: messenger RNA, 1299 nt
Organism: Aspergillus niger
Lineage: Eukaryota; Fungi; Ascomycota; Eurotiomycetes; Eurotiales; Aspergillaceae
Exons: 3
Coding region: 1-1299 (432 amino acids)
Biological process (GO): glucan catabolic process
Molecular function (GO): hydrolase activity, hydrolyzing O-glycosyl compounds
Source: RefSeq, a predicted model, not a curated record
AUGCUCGUCGCGAUGCGACGCACCGCGACUCUCCUUUCGGCCUUAGGCCUCACGGCGCAGCUCAGCUCUGCAGCCUACACUUUACAAGACGACUACUCCGGCUCUGGCUUCUUCGACGGCUUCUCCUUCUUCACCGACACCGACCCCACCAACGGCUUCGUUGACUACGUUGAUGAAGCCACCGCCCAGAGCAAUGGCUAUAUCUCCACCUCCGGCGACUACGUCUACAUGGGUGUCGACCACACCAACGUCGCCGGCAGUAGCGGACGUCAAAGUGUUCGCAUCUCCAGCGACGCCACCUACAACCAUGGUCUCUUCAUCCUAGACCUCGAACACAUGCCCGGAGGUAUCUGUGGCACCUGGCCUGCCUUCUGGCUCGUCGGCGCCGACUGGCCCAACAACGGCGAAAUCGACAUCAUCGAAGGCGUCAACCAACAAUCCGGCAACGACAUGACCCUGCACACUAGCGACGGCUGCAGCAUCUCCUCCUCAUCGGACUUCACCGGCUCCAUGACCACCGACAACUGCUACGUCUACGCCGCAGGCCAAUCUAGUAACGCCGGGUGUGGUAUCACUGAUCCCGACGCUACCUCGUACGGAACCGCCUUCAACGCGAAUGGCGGCGGCGUGUUCGCGACCGAGUGGACUUCAGAUGCGAUUAGUAUCUGGUUCUUCGAACGGGGGAGCAUCCCUGAUGAUAUUGAUUCCGGGAAUCCGGAUCCGGAUUCUUGGGGUUCCCCUGUUGCGAGGUUUCAAGGUGAUUGUGAUAUUGAUAGUCAUUUUGAUGGGUUGCAGAUUAUCUUCGAUACUACCUUCUGCGGCGACUGGGCCGGUAAUGUCUGGGGCUCGGGCAGUUGUGCGUCCGUCGCUAGCUCGUGCAGUAGUUAUGUGGCGAAUAAUCCGGGGGCUUUUGUCGACGCUUACUGGAGUAUUAAUUCGUUGAAGGUUUAUCAGGAUGAUGGUGAUAGCACUGUUGCUGGGGUGGUUGAUUAUGGGGAUGAUGACGACGAGGAUGAAGAUGAUGAUCAGGAUGAUGGGGACGAUGAUUCCGACGACGAUGACGAUGACGACGACGACUCUGAUUCGGAUGAUGAUUCAGAUGAUGAUGGGGACGACGACGACGACGACGACGACGAUGAUGAUGAUGACGAUGAAGAUUCUCGUCCCUGGAGGGGAGGAAGAAACCAUCAUGGUCAGAUGCUGAACGCGUCGACGUCGACUUCGUCGUUCCCUAGCCCGUCGUUUGUGAAGAAGGCCAGGUGGGAGCCGAGGAAUUAUAUGGCGGGCAUGAUUUUCUAA